CACGACCCUAAAAUCAAGAUGGUACUGUAGUUUCGUGUGCAACACAUUGUGGACGGACAUUUUGUGGAAUAAACUGAAAGUUCAAUAUAAUAUAGGGUUUAUCAUUAAAAAGAUGGAAUGAGUCCUAGAAAAGCUGCCUUUUUUAACAGAUAUUUGAUUUCUACGAUGAAAAACAGAAUAUAGAGGGAAAAUGGCUGACAGUCAUCAUUUACUUCCCCUAGCAGAUUAUCUCUAUAAGCUGUACAAAAGUCAAUCUCUAUGUGACCUCUCUAUCAUCACACAGAAUGGUACAACUGUCCUGGCCCACAAACUAGUAGUGGCAGCAUUCUCUGAAACAGUUAGAACAGAGGUGGAGAAAUGGAAAGAUUUACCCCAAGUGUCCAUUGUUGUAGAUUGUGAAACAGCAGUUUUAAAGGAAAUUUUAGAGUUUGUGUAUAUUGGCAACUGUCAUCUCCAUAAAGAGUUGUUUCCCCUUCUACAACAGGCUAGUCAUAGUUUACAAAUACCUUCACUUCAAAAAUAUUUGAAAGAUAAAGGGCCUAUUUCAAGAAAAUCACUACAGAAAAAUCUUUCAACGGACAAACAAAAAAAGGAGGAAACUAAGGCUUUACCAAAUAAAGAAAAUUUGAGAAGUAGGCGAAAUAAAAAACCAAAAAAAGAUGAACAGUUUGAAUGGUCUGAUGAUUUACAGGAGCCAGAUGAAGCUUGGGUACCAGGUGAUCAUAUUCCAACUGCUGCUGAUGAUGACGGUAAUGAUGGUUAUGCAUUAUGGGAAAAUGAAGUGGAAGUGAGAAAUGAGCCUAGGACCAGCAGGAGAAAGAGUAAGCCUGGGAAACUAGAUAAAUUAAUCAUACAGGCUUAUGUGAGGUUAGAAAGAAUUGAUGCUUCUGUAAAAGACACCAGUCUUAAGAAUACCUUAAGGAGUACAGUCCCAAACAAGGACUCAGGUUAUACUGUCAAAAAGUCAUUGAUUCCAAUGAAAGAGAGAAAGAAUAGAUAUACAAGGGAAAAUUUAACAAACCUUGCAAAGACGAAACGAACUAGAAAUAAAAAUUGUCAUCCAUUGAUGAAUCAUUCAGAACAUUCAAUUGAGAAAAUAAAGCAUUCCAUGCACAAUUGGAAGAAGAGUUCUGCAGAAUUACUAGCUUGGAAAUGCAAGAAACUAUAUGAAAAACACCAUAAAGAUAUACGAGUCAAAAGAGUUGGAUAUUCUUGUAAAAUCUGUAAAGUUUGGCAUAAAAAUAUCUCGCGUAUCAAAUUACACAUAAAUGUGAAACACAGAAAUAUACAACCCAGAAAAAGGAAAUUUGCAAACAAGACGAAAAAGAAAGGUUCCUUUGAAGAAAGAAAGAAGAAAAUUGAAAGAAUUAAACAAAAAAUUAAGAAUUGUGAAUGCUUUAGAUGUGACAGAACAUACAAAUUGGUGCGUGGAUUAGCUACACAUCUCGUGGAAAAACACAAAAUCUCAUUCGAAACAGCCCAGAAACUGACCGGAUAUCCAAAAUAUUUUAAAUACCAGAAUCCAACAAGUCACACAUGUGAUGAAUGUAAGAUGGAAUUUAAUACUUUAAAUGACUAUAGAGCACAUUGUCGAAUAGUUCACAAGAAAAAGCGUUUGGAGCCAGAUAUGUCGUGCACGUACAAAAAAUGUUCACAAAAAUUUCUUUCAAUGGCAAAAUUAAAAGAACAUUUGGUCAAAUUUCACAAACAAAAGAAUGUUAGUAUUAAAUGUAGGCAAGGCAGGGUUUCAGCCAGAGUGGACAAACAGGACAUAACAACAAGACUACAGAAACAGCGAAGACUUCUAGAAGAUUUAUCCGUGUCAAGUAAAGAAGAACAAGUCAAAAGGAAGAAAGAAGAAAGUUUUAUUAAACAAAUUAACGAAUUAUCUGAAAUCACAGAAAGUCAAAGGUCAUCAUAUCCGAAGAAAAAAAUUAAGUACAAUGUUAUAUUACCAUCAAAGAAAUACAAGUGUAAUAGAUGUCCGAAGUCAUCGGUCUGUAGAAAUAAGUUAAUUCAUAAAAAUCAUAGAGAAAUAAGGCAUAAGAAAAUACUUGUUUCAAAAGUUUUUGAAAGCCAACUCGUUCUGAAGAAACGUAUCUGUCAAAGUUUCUCAUGUGUAAAGUUUGUAAACAAAGAUCCAAAUAACUUGAAACCAAAAUCCAAAGAAGAUGCAACCCAUAGUGGUGUUCCAAGACAGGAGCAAAAUGCUUUAGAACAGAGAGAUAUGUCUUCUCAUGUUCAAGCUUUAAGACAUUCCAUAGCAAAUGAACACAAUUCAGUUGACUUUUUACCGUUCCAAGCACCAAAUAUUACCAGUCAAUUUGGUGGAUACUUAUCUUUGCUGCAAGAUUCAGCCUUAAAUGAACAAAGUGGUUUAUUUGAAUUUAGUAAUACAUGCAAUAAUGACUCUCCUGGCUCCUUACAGAAACAAAGUAAUGGAAAACAGAAAAGGUGCAAAAGAAACCAGUUUACCUGUUUGAAAUGUGGAUUAUCUUUCCAUUACUACAGCAGUGCAUCCUUGCACUUCAAGAAAAAGCAUCAGAAAAAUCACCUUGGACAGAGAACUGUAUUCUCUAGUUUAAAAAAACAUGUCAAUUUACGCAGUGUAUUAUUUUCCAGAAAGUCAUUAUUAAAAACAAGUACGUUCCAAUUGCAAUUUGCUGAAGAAAGGUCAACAACUUGCCAAAUAUGUGAAAAAACAUUUUCCCAUGUUCGUAGUUUAGCCCGUCAUUUGCAAAAUACCCAUUGUUGUACUUUUGAACAGACACGAAAUACAACUGGUUACCCGAGCAAAAUUGCAAAGAAAAAAGAGGAAAUAACUUGUGUAGAUUGUAAGAAAACAUUUACCAAUAUUCGUAACCUAGCAACUCAUCUACAAAAUGUUCAUAAAUAUACAUUUGAACAGGCAAGGGAGGCAACUGGUUAUCCAGCAUUCAUACGAGUUACAAAAUUAACCAAGAAGAAGAAAACAAAGUGUGAGAAAUGUUCCGAGAUAUUUGAAACAAUGAAAGAUUUCAGAGUUCAUGAAGUUAUUGUCCAUGGUUUACCCUGUAAAUACUGUGGCGAAAAGUUUCUUCAUCUAGUUUCGCUGAAGAAACACGGGGUACGAGAUCAUCCAGAACAUUUUGAUGAGUUCGAAGAGAUGAAGGCCACAUCUAAAGCCUGGAUUCUUGAUGAAGAUGAGAAUGAAAAUACAGAAGAUGAAAAUUACAAAUGUGACAACUGUGAUUUUUCUACUAGAAAAUUAAACAUUUUGACAGUACAUGUUAUGGAAGUCCAUCCGGAGGUCCAGCAUCAUUGUCCUACAUGUGGCUAUUCUUUCCGUAGUCAGUACUCUGUAGAUUUACAUACGUCUAAACACCAUGGCGAGGCAGAGAAGAAGAAACCAGUCUGUAUAUUUUGUAGUAAGAAGUUUCUGAGGAAGAGAUUUUUGAGAAUACAUCAGUUCAAGGCUCAUGGGAUUCUUCAUCCAGAUGUUAAGCAAUACAAAUGUGAUGCUGAGGGCUGCAUUAAAAUAGCUUAUACUGCAACAGAACUCCGACAACAUAAGAGAAACCAUACUGCAGAGAAGAGAUUUCCUUGCCAGCAAUGUAACUUUGUUUGUGCUCAUAGACAUCGUUUAUUAAGACAUGUGAGGACUGUACAUUUACAGUUGAAGCCAGCAUUAUGUGAGAGUUGUGGGAAAUCCUUCACGACAGAACAACACAUGAAGGAGCAUAUCAGACGUUACCAUACCAACGAUUACUAUGAGUUACAAUGUGAUUAUUGUUCAUUCCAGUGUGGUGUUAGAAAUCAACUUCAGACACAUGUAUGGAACCAACAUCAAAUGAAGAUGGCAGGUGAUAGUCGUCAAUACUACCAGUGUGACCGAUGUCCAUACCAAACGCCACUUAAAUGUAAAUUUAACAAUCAUAUGAAUGGCCACAAUAACAUCAGGAACUAUGUCUGUGACCAAUGUGAUUCUAGGUUUGUUACGUCCAGUACGCUACGGACACACAAACAAUGGAAACAUUCGUCAAAAGAGGAGGACAAAAUCUGUAGCCAUUGUGGUUAUAAAACUAAAACAAGCAACAAAUUAAACGAACAUAUUAGAGUUCAGCAUCAGUUAAAAGGAGUAAAGCCGUACCAUUGUACAUACUGUGACUUUAAAUGUGCCACCGGUGGCAACUGCCGCAAACAUAUCAUGGCUAAGCAUAAAGAUCUUCCUGUCCAUUAUACCUGUGACACAGAAUAUCUGGAAAUUGCCAGAAUGGCACGGCAGGAAGGGAACACUAACCCAUUGAUUGUCCACACUGCCAAUGAUACUCAUUCAGACAAUCAGAUAGCACAGAGUCCAGCUACGUUUACACAGAUCGUACCUAACUUUGAACAGCUACCACCAGCGGAUCAUUUAAUGUUUGACCCAGUCCGAUACGAAAAACUUUAAAUCAGUUGUUUGGUAAAUGAGAUUUAAGUGAAGGAAUUUUAUGGAAUAAUAAGUAAAUUUUAUUAUGAA
Mytilus trossulus (common blue mussel) is the source of this 4498-nucleotide messenger RNA. RefSeq names its product zinc finger protein 91-like. Gene Ontology annotation, biological process: regulation of transcription by RNA polymerase II. The transcript is spliced from 6 exons. The record is from RefSeq and is a predicted model, not a curated record. Gene Ontology annotation, molecular function: protein binding; chromatin insulator sequence binding. Bases 191 to 4429 code for a protein of 1412 amino acids. Gene Ontology annotation, cellular component: chromosome. NCBI's taxonomy places the organism in Eukaryota, Metazoa, Mollusca, Bivalvia, Mytilida, Mytilidae.